ACUAGAUACUUGACAGCCUUCAGCAUCCAACGCAGCAAGGUGCUUCAAUCAUGGGUCUGGAGCAGAUGGAUGGAGGCAACGCAUUCAGCAGUUCCGACUCCACUUACGCAACGCCACUCACGGAACAAUGGCCACCACAUGAACCUCGCAAGCCCAUCCAACAUCCAAAACUACCUCGGGAGAUUAGAGCCGUGAAAGAUGCUGGGAAAUACGUCUCGCCUGGCAAAAACAUUGUCGUGUGCCUCGAUGGCACUGGUGACCAGUUCGAUGCCGACAACAGCAACAUUGUUCACUUGGUGAGCUGUCUCAAAAAAUCCAGUCCCGAUCAAGUCACCUACUAUCAAUCGGGAAUUGGCACCUACGAUGGCGGCGGAUUGUCGAACGGCAUCAACGCUGCCAUGGACAUGGCUGUCGGGUCUGGGCUGGGAGUGCACAUACGAGAUGCCUAUCGGUUCAUCAUGGCAAAUUACAAUGAAGGCGACAAGAUCAGUCUGUUUGGGUUCUCGCGAGGUGCAUACACCGCUCGAUGCUUAGCUGGUAUGUUGCACAAGGUGGGAUUACUGCCUGCUGGCAACCAAUCACAAGUGGAAUUCGCGUAUAACUACUACAAGGACGAUUCUGAAGAGGGCUGGCAAAUGAGUAGAGACUUCAAGAAAACUUUUUGCAUGAGUGUCACUGUCGACUUCAUAGGUGUCUUUGACAGUGUAGCCUCGGUGGGCUUCAUACCUCGUAAGCUCCCGCUGAGUAGCACACCAACCCACCGACCUGCUCAUUUCCGCCAUGCCAUGGCCCUCGACGAGCGCAGAGCUAAGUUCAAGACAUGUCGAUAUCAGCAAAAAGACAGCCUGGAGGCAAAAUACAAGAUCUCAGCCGAAGGUGACAUCGUCGACACCGAUGUCCUCGAAGUGUGGUUCACAGGAUGUCACGCUGAUGUCGGCGGCGGUGCCGUCAAAAACGUAGAACGCCACAAACUCUCGCAAAUCCCCCUCCGAUGGAUGAUCCGACAAUGCUUCGAAUGCGACACGGGAAUCAUUUUCAAAGUACACGCGCUCGCCGAAGAAGGCAUCGACGUGCACACUCUCUGGCCCAUCUACGAAAAACCCACACUUCCUCACGGCGGCCCCCCUCCCGAUAUGCUGGACAAAUACCACCGAGGAGCCCUCGGACCCAUCCAGCGGAGAUCAUCUCUUCUCGAACCCGUCGACAAGAACGACGAACGGGGAAUGCACCAGUUGAAAAUCUAUCGUGACGACCACGAGCACGACGACGACGACAGUUCCGAGAAAGAGGCUGGGACCAUCAUGCAUGAACAAUGGACACCGGAGCAAGUCGAAGACUACUUCGAUGCCUUGCAAAGAGUCAAUGAUCAACUUGUGGACGCCAAAGGGUGGUGGAUUCUGGAAGUGUGGCCUAUCAAGGUCAGGAUACAACCCAAGGGGACAGAUGAAUGGAUCAAGAAGCUCAGACUCAAUCUUGGAAGAAGGAGAUGUAUUCAAGAGUGGGCUCCACACUUGCAUUGGACGGUGAAGCAUAGAACGGAGACGAUGGAUUACAAGGUGAAGACGAGAAUGGAUCGGAACUCGGAAUGGCGUGUUGUGAUUUGAAAGAACCCGAGUAUUAGA
This is a messenger RNA of Sphaerulina musiva SO2202, 1622 nucleotides long. RefSeq lists its product as uncharacterized. Lineage: Eukaryota; Fungi; Ascomycota; Dothideomycetes; Mycosphaerellales; Mycosphaerellaceae. The coding region runs from base 51 to 1604 and encodes 517 amino acids. The transcript has 4 exons. The record is from RefSeq and is a predicted model, not a curated record.